Molecule: messenger RNA, 1348 nt
Organism: Gadus macrocephalus (Pacific cod)
Lineage: Eukaryota; Metazoa; Chordata; Actinopteri; Gadiformes; Gadidae
Exons: 4
Coding region: 87-839 (250 amino acids)
Source: RefSeq, a predicted model, not a curated record
UGACGCUGACGUCAUGAGGAAUGCAGGGCAAACACAAAUGAGCAGAGAAAUGAUUGACCCGGCGACCACACAGCCCAGAGAGAAACAUGGCUUCUCUGUGUUGCUGUUGCUUCUCUGGGGAAAACGCCGAUGACGAGAGGCGUCCGUUGCUUCAACCUGCAGCAUCCACACAAUUUACCACGACUGAAUCCGCCAGACAGAACCGGCCAGCCCCCUCUGGGGACACAGCUACGACACACGGCGGUAGACUGGAGAUGAGGAGGGUCGGCCUGUCAGAGUUGGACCAGAGGUUCUCUGACGUUGCGGAGACCUUUAACGAGCAGCGGGAACACUACGAGGCCCUGGCACGAUGCGUCGCCCACCUGCGGCAGUCCUACGGCUGUAGCCAUGACAACACACUUCUUCUCUCCGAUUGCGUGAAUAAGAUCAGAGAUGUGCACGACCUACACUACAGGAUCAGCCUCCAGAUGAAGGGCUAUGACUUCCACCUGUCUGCGGCCCCGGUGGAGUCUGCGGAGGUCCGGGAUAACGAGCCACCCCCUCAACGCCUGCUGUCGGCCCAGGACGAGCUGAGGGCCGUGUCUCAGGCCGCAAAGAUGACCGUCUCGCUGGGGACCAAGCUCCAGGAGCUGAUUGGUUGGCUGCUCCGGAGCGAGGAAAAGCUGGCCGGCCAGGUGGCCAAAGCGGCGCCCAACUACCAGGAGCGGAGGCGGCUGGAGGAGAACCUGCAGGCCUGCUUGAGGGAGAUGAGGAGGGGGAAGGAGCUAUCGGUGGGAUACAAACAGAGAGCUGGGGAGGUCCUCAAUGAGGCUGCUCAGCUAGCCGGAGUGGAGCCUUAGUGGUUUAUUCAAGUGCACGUUGCAAAGACACACACUUUCACAAGCACACACAUAAAUAUCCAUAGAAAAACACACACAAACACACACCAAUGGACAUACACGUGCACAUACACAAGCAUUCACACAUACUGUAUGCAAAUACAAUUUAUGCUUUACAUUGAGAUUCAUGCACAAUACACACACACUCCAACUAGAAGGCUUCAGCCAUGACAACUGUGAACAGUGCCAUUUAUUAUUUCUAAUGCAAUAAUAGUUUAAUAUAAAUUAUGUCAAGUUUUCCUAUGUCAAGUUCAACAGAAGGGGGCAUUGUAUCCUUAUAUUUUACACUGUCCUAUUUGGAUUUGCUCUCAUAAGUAAGGACAUUAUCCAAUGUUAAAUGGCAUUUAUUACUAAUGUGUGUGUAUGUGUGUGUGUAUAUAUAUAUAUAUAUAUAUAUAUAUAUAUAUAUAUUGUACAGCUUAAUGUGCCCAGUAAAUUCAUAUUAAAUGAAAGACUUAAUUCCUUGUGAA